UCUUUUCACUUCUCUCUAUCUCACCUUCUGCACAUUCUUUUCUACCAAAUGUGAUGAAGUUAUAUGGAAUUCUUGUCACAAAAAUUGUACAACUAGACUAGCUAUAGACAAACACAUCUGUACUCCAUUAUUUAAUCUCAUCAUUUAAAAAUCCCUUUUCUCUAUGUAUCAUUACUCACUCUAUUAUAGAUUCUUGAAUUAUUUCAUUCCUCACUUCUCUUUAAUCACUUCAAAAAAACAAAAAAAGUGCUCACUCUUUUGUGAGCUCAAAAGAGUUUUUUGGGAUUUUGAGUCUUUUAGCUAUGAAGGGUUUCUUGUUUCUUGGUUUGUUUUUGUUUUUUCUAGUUCCAUUUUCAUCAUCUCAGUUAGUUCCUGCAGAAAGUAGAAUCCUUUUUCAAAUUCAACAGUUUCUUGAAAAUCCACCUGUUCUUCAAGAAUGGAAUAAAUGGACAAAUUUUUGUUUUCUCCCACAAUCUCCUUCUCUUGUUAUCACUUGUUCUGGUAAUCAUAUAACUGAGUUAACAAUUGUUGGUAACAAAAAAUCCCCUUUUGAGUCUUUAAAAUCCUCUUCUCCACAAGCCCUUUCUGGGAAAUUUUCAAUUGAUUCAUUUUUCACUGUUGUUACUAAGCUUUCUAGUUUAAAAAAGUUGUCUUUAGUUUCUCUUGGUUUGUGGGGUUCAUUGCCUGCUAAGAUUAGUAGGCUACAUUCACUUGAGGUACUUAAUAUAACUUCAAAUUUCAUUCUUGGUGAGAUUCCAUCAUCUAUAGUGAAUUUCAAGAACCUGAAAUCUCUUGUUUUGGCUAGAAAUUUGCUUAAUGGAAGUGUACCAGAUCUGAAAGGGUUAAAAAUACUUGAAGAGUUGGAUUUGAGUGGUAAUAAUUUAGGACCAAAGUUUCCAUCUUUAGGUGAUAACAACAACAAUCUUGUUUCACUGAAUUUGAGUAACAAUAUCUUUAGAUCAGAAAUACCUAAUGGACUCAACAAGUUUACUCAUUUGCAAAAUCUUGAUUUGUCUUCUAACAAACUUGUUGGUCCAAUGCCUGCUUUCCUGUUUUCACUUCCAGCAAUUCAGUCUAUUAGUAUUGCUAAGAAUCAGCUUAGUGGUGCUCUUCCAGGAAGUGUGUCUUGUAGCAACAAUCUAAAAUUUGUCGAUUUUUCGAGUAAUUUAUUGAUGGGAAAGUUGCCUGCUUGUCUUGGAUCAAGUUCAAGUUCAAGAAACAGGACAGUGAUUAAUGUUUGGAAUUGUUUGUCAAGUACUAGUACUAAGUCUCAACAUCCACAUACAUUUUGUGAGAAACAAGCUAUAGCUGUUAAGCCCCCUCCAAGAACUAGUGAUGAGAAGGAACAAUCCACAGUUAAGCUUGGUGUUGUCUUAGGACUCAUUGCUGGAAUUGUUGUAGUUGUGGGUGCAGUUGGUUUCCUGAUCUUUUUCAUUGUCAAGAAAGUUGUGAGAAAUAGAGAUCAAGGAUAUAAAAAUGACAGCUUUGCUUUUGAGAAGAAUUCAACCCUUUCCAAAACUGCUGAUGGAGGGAAUGCAAGGAGGACAAUGAGGAUGGUAUCAUUAGGACUUCCACCAUAUCAUGUUUUCACUUUAGAGGAAAUGGAAGAAGCAACAAACAGUUUUGAUCCAACUAAUCUGGUUGGAGAAGGUUCCCAGGGUCAGCUAUAUAGAGGUUGGCUUAGAGAUGGAUCAGUGGUCCUAGUGAAAUGUCUGAAAUUGAAGCAGAAGCAUUCACCUCAAAUUCUGCAGCAGCACAUGGAGAUGAUAUCAAAGCUAAGGCAUCGACAUUUAGUAAGUGUACUUGGACACUGUGUUGUUACUUACCAAGAUCAUCCAAAUACAGCUAGCACUGUAUUUAUUGUGCUUGAAAACGUCGUCAAUGGAUCACUAAAGGAUCAUCUUAGUGAUUGGAGGAAAAGGGAUGUAUUGAAAUGGCCACAAAGAAUGGGAAUAACGAUGGGCAUUGCAAAAGGAAUUCAGUAUUUGCACACUGGAGGAGUCACUGGAAAUGAUAUAAAGCUUGAGAAUGUUUUGUUGGAUGAAACUCUUACUGCUAGAAUAAGCAGCUACAAUAUAUCGUUGCCACCUAAGGUUGGUUCGGAAAGUCCUCUUGCUGGACCCGACCAUUUUACCAGCGCGAAAGAAGCAGAAAAGGAAGACAUUUAUCAGUUGGGAGUUAUUCUACUAGAAGUUAUUAUUGGUAGACCAAUCAACUCUCGAAGCGAAGCAGAGGACCUUAAGCUUCAGGUGGAGACUGCCUUAGCGGAAUCACCAUCAAAGCUACGAGAUUUAACAGAUCCUUGUAUACGAGGUACAUUUGCAUAUGACUCAUUGAAAACGACAGUCCAGAUAGCAAUAAACUGCCUUGAAAAAGAACCAAGCAGGCGGCCAUCAGUCGAAGAUGUUCUCUGGCAUAUGCAAUACUCAAUUCAGGUUCAAGAAGGAACAACCAACAGUGGAAACCUCAGUGGGAACCAAAGUGGGAAACUUAGUGGAAAAAUAAGUGGAAAUCUUAAUAAUAAGUUGUACUGAUAAGAGAGAACUGUCAUUAUAUUGUUAUAUCUUGUUGUUUAGUCAUUUGUAUGCAUCUUGUAUAGCAUAGUUCAGUAACUUACUGAAUAAAUGUUUUUGCGUUCUACAUCACAAAAAAAAUGUACCCAAGUUUACAAUACAAAGCAAAUUUUCAUGGAAGUUGAGAA
Messenger RNA from Solanum tuberosum (potato), 2701 nucleotides. Its product is annotated as probable LRR receptor-like serine/threonine-protein kinase At1g14390. Gene Ontology annotation, molecular function: protein kinase activity; ATP binding; protein binding. The coding region runs from base 303 to 2534 and encodes 743 amino acids. The transcript is spliced from 7 exons. The record is from RefSeq and is a predicted model, not a curated record. Lineage: Eukaryota; Viridiplantae; Streptophyta; Magnoliopsida; Solanales; Solanaceae. Gene Ontology annotation, biological process: protein phosphorylation.